This is a messenger RNA of Cygnus olor (mute swan), 2898 nucleotides long. RefSeq names its product glucagon receptor-like. Gene Ontology annotation, molecular function: peptide hormone binding; glucagon receptor activity. Gene Ontology annotation, biological process: cell surface receptor signaling pathway; adenylate cyclase-modulating G protein-coupled receptor signaling pathway. Gene Ontology annotation, cellular component: plasma membrane. The coding region runs from base 165 to 1466 and encodes 433 amino acids. The record is from RefSeq and is a predicted model, not a curated record. NCBI's taxonomy places the organism in Eukaryota, Metazoa, Chordata, Aves, Anseriformes, Anatidae. The transcript is spliced from 14 exons.
CGCGCCGCAGACGCCGCUCGUUCGCCGCCGCGCUCACGUCGCGGAGCCGCCACUGGUGCGCUCGCAGCCCGGUUCUGCCCCGGGGAGCGCAGCCCUCGGCCGUGCCGCCCUCAGCAGCCACCUCUCGCCCAGGACUGGGGUGCCGCGGGCCAGCGGGGACAGCCAUGAGGGACGUGAUGGCACCCGCGUACCGGCGGAGCCUCGUCCACCUCGCCUGGAUGUGCCUCUUCUCCUCCGUGCCGCACGGCGGGGCCAAGGUGCUGGAGAGGACCUUCGAGGAGUGGAUGCGGUACCGAGACGAGUGCCUGAGGAGGAUGGCAAGCGAGCCGUACCCAGCAGGGCUCUUCUGCAACCGCACAUUUGACAUGUACGCCUGCUGGCCUGACGGGAGCCCCGGCACCGCGGUCAACGUCUCCUGCCCCUUCUACCUGCCCUGGUUUGAGAAAGUGAAACACGGGCUGGUGAGCCGCAAGUGCGGUGUGGAUGGGCAGUGGGUGACGGUGAACGGCAGCCAGCCCUGGCGGGACUACUCGCAGUGCGAGGAGGAGAUGGAGUCCACCAUGGAGGAGGAGGGUGCCCGCAGGCUGAUGGUGAGCUUCAAAGUGCUCUACACCGUGGGUUACUCGCUGUCACUGCUGACCCUUGUCUCUGCCCUGCUUGUGCUCACCGUCUUCAGGAAGCUCCACUGCACCAGAAACUAUAUCCACGCCAACCUCUUCGCCUCCUUCGGGCUACGGGCGACCUCGGUGAUGGUGAAGGAUGCGCUGCUGGAGAGGCGCUGGGGCAUGGAGGUGGUGCAGGUGGCCGACUGGCAGGCCCUGCUGAGCCACGAGGCGGCGCUGGGCUGCCGUGCGGCACAGGUGCUGAUGCAGUACUGCAUCCUGGCCAACCACUACUGGUUCCUGGUGGAAGCCGUCUACCUCUACAAACUGCUGAUCGGUGCCGUCUUCUCCGAGAAGAAUUACUACAGGCUCUACCUGUACCUGGGCUGGGGGACUCCCGUGGUGUUCGUGGUGCCCUGGAUGGCUGCCAAGUACCUGAAGGAGAACGCGGAGUGCUGGGCGCUGAAUGAGAACAUGGCUUACUGGUGGAUCAUCCGCAUCCCCAUCCUGCUCGCCUCCCUGAUCAACCUGCUGAUCUUCAUGCGGAUCCUCAAGGUGAUCCUGGCAAAGCUGCGCGCCAACCAGAAGGGCUAUGCCGACUACAAGCUGCGGCUGGCCAAAGCCACGCUGACGCUCAUCCCCCUCUUUGGGAUCCACGAAGUUGUCUUCAUCUUUGCCACCGAUGAGCAAACUACGGGCAUCCUGCGCUACGUCAAGGUGUUCUUCACCCUCUUCCUCAACUCCUUCCAGGGCUUCCUGGUGGCUGUGCUGUAUUGCUUUGCCAACAAGGAGGUGAAGUCCGAGAUGAAGAAGAAGUGGCAGCUCUGGAAGCUCGACCACCCGGCGCUCUGCUGCACGCAGUGAGGGUCCCUGGGUGGAGGUAGGGCCCUGGGCGCUGCUCAGACACUGCCAGCCCCUCGUGCUUGUGCAGAGCGGGCGAGCGGCGCGAGGAGCUGAGCCUGCCACUCCCUGACCCCACGCCAUCACCUACCUCUGCUGGCACCACCAGAUGAUGCCGGCCGCAGGAGAGGCCCAGCUGAAGCAGGAUGCAGGCUCCUGCUGGGAGCAGGAUGGAUGCCGGGCCCUCCAGGGCAUCCGCUCCUUGCCUAAGCGAGGGCCCUCGCCGCCACCCCGAGACACCUGUCCUGGGGUCAUCCUGCAAAGUUCUUCACCUCCUCACCGCCCGCCGCAGACCAUGGCAUCGGCAUCUGCCUCCCUCCUCGCUGCUCUCCAGCCGCCCCCUUUCCUCCUCUCUGCAACCUCCUCCCAUGGCAGAGCCCCCCCCCGGAGCCCCCCGGCACCAGCUGAGUGGCACACACGCAGCUUAGCGCAGCGCUUGAGCACUUGAACUUGUGUUAAUCCUGCCCUGUAGGAAGGACAGCGCUGCUUCUCUGGUGGGGCCGGGGAAAACCACUGCAGGGGAGAGCGAAGGACUCGGACCCCGGCCUGCCCACAGCAGGGGGGGGGGAAGCUGAGCCCCGGCCCCCCCAGGCCCAGCCACCUCCUCCUCCGCAGUGAGCGCUGUAAAGCCCUGCACAGGAAAUGCCGCAGGCUCGGGAAGAGAAGGCUGGCAAAAGGCUGGGUAUUUUGGGGCCCCACUAUGCAGCAGCUGCCUGUGAAGAGCUUUGCUUUCCAGGAGGGGGCCGAGCACUUGCUGUACACCCUCGCCACCAAGUAGCCUGUCGGGAGCCCAGUCUCUGCUGCUGUGGCCCAGCUCGGCACCCCCGCUGGGAUGGGGACCCCAGCCCCAGAGCACCCAAACCACAGAAGAGCCUCCAGCAGCGUCUCCGCACCUCGCCUUGGAAGCCCAGCAGAGCCCAGCCGCGUGCACCUGGCUGGCUGCAGCCGAGAGCUGUGUCCAGGAGUGGUCCUGGUGCUCCCGUGAGGGCUGAGCACAGCAACGGCCGCCAGCACCACCCCAGCCCCCUUGCUCUUGCCUUCAGCAGCAGGACAGACAGUUAGUCCCUAACUCCUGCUGCACAACGCUUUGCCUUGCAACGGCCGCUCCAUCAGGAGGGAGGAAGCAGCUCUUACUCCCCGCUGCAUGCAAGUGGACACAGGUGGUGCUCCAGCACAGAGCAAGGGGCUCGCACAGCCCCCGGGCUCAUGGGCUGAGCCUCUUGCAAACACAGUGGCUCGAGGAGAGCUGCCUUGAGCACGGGAAGGACAGAGCUCAGCCCCAGUGGCAUGUGAAGCUGGAGGGCCAAGCAGGAGUGUUGCUGGACAGAUGUAACCCCUGUGAGACCAUUUUGCACAUUGACUCUUUUCAGAUGUAAAUAAAUGUUUAUUUUUCAGC